Bufo bufo (common toad) is the source of this 2557-nucleotide messenger RNA. It is a transcript of the gene TSPAN17, whose product is annotated as tetraspanin 17. The coding region runs from base 239 to 1051 and encodes 270 amino acids. Gene Ontology annotation, biological process: protein localization to plasma membrane; protein maturation; regulation of vascular endothelial growth factor signaling pathway. The record is from RefSeq and is a predicted model, not a curated record. Gene Ontology annotation, cellular component: membrane. The transcript is spliced from 8 exons. Lineage: Eukaryota; Metazoa; Chordata; Amphibia; Anura; Bufonidae.
GUGGGAGGAGCUAAACGCUGACUGCAUCCAGCAGGACAAGGCGGACAUGGACAAUCCCGUGCCCGGGACUCCAGGAAGCGCACUAACAAUAGCCUGGUGCCCCGAGCGCUCCGUGCAGCCUCCCAAUGCCAGCGUUUAGCCCCCGGACGCCAUUCUACCUUCCCCUCAGCACGGCACACGCCAAGCAUCCCCUGCAUUUGUGACUAGCGCUCCCCGUGCCCAGUCGGCGCUCCAAGCCAUGUCUGGCAAACACCAGCAUUUCAAGGGACCCGAAGUCAGCUGCUGCGUCAAGUAUUUCUUGUUCGGCUUUAACAUAGUGUUCUGGUUGUUGGGAGCCUCUUUCCUGGCCAUUGGCUUAUGGGCAUGGGCAGAGAAGGGUGUGCUUUCCAACAUCUCAUCCAUCACAGACCUGGGCGGCUUUGACCCUGUCUGGCUCUUCAUGGUCACCGGGGCUGUGAUGUUUGUGCUGGGGUUCGCUGGCUGCAUUGGAGCACUACGGGAGAACACCACUCUUCUAAAAUUUUUCUCGGUCUUCCUUGGGCUGAUCUUUUUCCUUGAGCUGACAGCAGGAAUCCUGGCCUUCGUAUUUAAAGACUGGAUCAAAGAUCAACUCAAUUUCUUCAUUAAUAACAAUGUCAAGGCAUAUCGAGAUGAUAUAGACUUGCAGAACCUCAUUGAUUUUGCUCAGGAAUAUUGGUCCUGCUGUGGUGCUCAUGGACCCAAUGACUGGAACCUCAACAUUUACUUCAAUUGCACAGAUUCUAAUCCGAGCCGAGAGCGCUGUGGAGUGCCGUUCUCAUGUUGUGUGAAGGACCCUGCAGAGGAUGUUCAGAACACACAAUGUGGAUAUGACGUGAGGCUAAAGCUGGAGCUGGAGCAACAGACUUACAUAUACACGAAGGGAUGUGUGGGCCAGUUUGAGAAGUGGCUACAAGACAACUUAAUAGUAGUUGCCGGAGUGUUUGUUGCAGUUGCUUUGCUGCAGAUAUUUGGAAUCUGCCUGGCUCAGAAUUUAGUUAGUGAUAUUAAAGCUGUGAAGGCGAACUGGUGACAUACUGCCCUGUGUUCUCCUCAGCCCGGCCACGACGGACACUGGAGCCUGCCUUAUGGGACUGCACUGUAACAUCACAGAGACUUGGCACUGGACUUUUAUCGGACUGCCCCUUUCUCUCAAUAGUGUUUUGUGGCAAGUUGGUGGGAUGAAGGUGGUCCAACCUCUUAUUAUUUUCCCUUCUGCUGUGUUCUAGUUGGGGGAUGAUGCCAUAUUCUGUGUCAUAAAUUCCUACUUCCGGCCUGGGCUUCCUUCCCUCCCUGGGCAUGGAGGGGCUGGCAUUGGAAGCCAUGGUGUAAAUAAGUGCAUGUACAAGAAAAGGGCAGCGUGACAGUGAUUUAUAUUUAUAAAUAUAGUAUAUAUAUAUAUCUAUAUCUAUAUAACAAAAUGAAAAGACUCAACACACCAACUUCUGAUGAAGGCCUCAAUGUGGUCUAACUAAAGGGACCUUUUCUGGCACAUGAUUGUGGUGUGUGGUGCCAGCACCCCUUUCCCUGUAUUGUCAGACACUGGAGCCGUUGCAGCUGCCCAUGCAACCUUUACUAGAAGGUAUUUUUGCUUUUGUUUUUGUCAUUUCUUAAAGGCGGGGUAUUUUCUGUGUUUCCUAUGAGAGUAUUGGACAUGCCAGCUGUUUCAGAAGCACAUCGAAAGAAGUUCCGUGGAAGAGGUCUACAGUAGAUUGGCCAGUUGCGGCGGAGCGUGCGUGGCUAUCGCUGCAGACUGACGGGAGAGUAUUUGUUGCCACUCUUGUUACAGCUUAAGGCGAUCCAUUUCUUUUUACAGCCUCAUCCCCAAUACAGAGAAAAUCCUUAUCGUACAUGACAUUUGAAUGUGCAUUUUCACUGAUCGAGACGCCCACACGACAGCCAUGAACACUACGGCUAUCCUGCCCAGUUUAUAUGCCAUGGUGUAUGCUAAUGUAUGGAUUGUUUACUGAAGUCUUAAUGGAUCAGUUUUCAUUAAAAUGCCCACAGCCUGCUGCAUUCUCGAAACUGGACGACCGCAUUCAAGACCAGGACUGCUAGGUUGUGUCCCGCAUCCUCCUUUGCUGGCCUUCCGUUUUAUAUCUUGCCCGUGCCAUCCUUAAUAACCUGCUAAUGUCUUAUUUUUAGUCUGUGUGUUUUGUAACAAGGCUUUAUGUUUCUUUUAUACGUCUGUCUGGGCAUAAAGCACAUACGUCCAUUGAACUCCCUGAGAUGAUAAAUCUACUGCACAGCUAUGUGGUUCCUUCCUGUAGGCUACCUGGUGAAAACAUCAUUCCAAAUAGCAAACCUUCAAAUGCUAGUGUUUAUUUGAACUGGAAAGGGUCCGACGAAGACUGAAGACCAGAGUCCCCAUUUUAUUUCCACGUUUUAUCUUUUUUCGGGGACAUUUACUUUGAAAAGGGAAAUGUUUUUAGAGUUCUAGUUAGGUUCCUUGAAUGUGAUGGCGCACACAUUUCCCGGGGUAAUUAUCAUUCGAUUAUGGGUACUAUAUAUGAUGCGACAAACCAGUAGAAAGCCAUCA